UAGAAUUUAGUCUCAUUUUAACAAUGUCGUCCAACAGUGAAGACUUAACACUGCCAAACCUACGAUGUGUCAUAUUGGUGACACUUUUGUUUACAUCCAGCUUCAUCAUAUACAGCUUCAAAGUAGUUAUGGUCACAGAACCACAAUACCUGGCCUUAAAGAUUCCUUAUCUACACAGAGAAAGUAAUAUCUCAAACAGAGGAACAGGGACGACGUUAACUUGUACAAACUAUUCAGAUAAGUGUGUAACAUUUGGAAGUGCUAUUUCUGUGGAUAAAAAACGUUAUCUAUGUCCAAACUUUGAAGGACGGCUCGGGAAUAUAAUGUUUAUAUAUGCAUCAACGUAUGGCAUCGCGUUCGAUCAUAACUUCACAGUUGUAGUGUCUCGAAGGAAUGAAUUAUAUGAAGGAUUUGAGAAUAUACCUGUGCAAUACUUAAGCACUUGUAAUUGUUCAGACGAUGCACAAUUUAUACAGGAAAAAUUCCCAAGAAUACAUGAAAAGUUUAAUUUCUCCAUGAAACAUACUGUGUACCGUAUAAAAGGAUAUUUACAGUCUUGGAAAUAUUUUAAACGUUCGUUUGCUGAUAUCAAGUAACAAUUUGUAUUCAAGCAAUCGAUACGAACUAAAGUUAGAAAGACUUAACAAGGACUUGGUCUAAGUAUGUUUCCGAAUAAAACUGUUACAA
This is a messenger RNA of Mizuhopecten yessoensis (Yesso scallop), 687 nucleotides long. RefSeq lists its product as uncharacterized. NCBI's taxonomy places the organism in Eukaryota, Metazoa, Mollusca, Bivalvia, Pectinida, Pectinidae. Gene Ontology annotation, molecular function: galactoside 2-alpha-L-fucosyltransferase activity. Bases 24 to 596 code for a protein of 190 amino acids. Gene Ontology annotation, biological process: carbohydrate metabolic process. The record is from RefSeq and is a predicted model, not a curated record. The transcript is spliced from 2 exons. Gene Ontology annotation, cellular component: membrane.